Messenger RNA from Acipenser ruthenus (sterlet), 3597 nucleotides. RefSeq lists its product as uncharacterized. The record is from RefSeq and is a predicted model, not a curated record. The transcript is spliced from 14 exons. Lineage: Eukaryota; Metazoa; Chordata; Actinopteri; Acipenseriformes; Acipenseridae. Gene Ontology annotation, biological process: anatomical structure development. Bases 101 to 1855 code for a protein of 584 amino acids. Gene Ontology annotation, molecular function: protein binding; extracellular matrix binding; calcium ion binding.
AUCAGUUCCAUGAGCAGGGAAACAAACUAGUUUUUUUCUAAAAUAAAAGAAGUGCACUUAAAUUGGAAUUUCUGCUUUCCUUGUAGAUUAUCCAUUUAAGAUGAAGAGUUUAUUUAUCUUCCUUUUGUCUGUCCAUUUCUCUGUUUCUAAUUACUAUUAUAGAACAGGGUCAGAUAGCUCAAGUGAUGAAUCUGGGAUGUUACUCACCUACAGGCAACCAUACUAUGCAUACAGACAAAGACCACAAAACUAUCAUCCUCUAAAUUACUUGAUAUGGCUCCGUUAUUGGCAGCACUUGCUUAACAGAAUGAAAACUACAACUGCAGCAACCAGACCUGUUACUAUAGCAACAUCCACAACUAAAACCACAAUCCCUAGAGGAGACAGUAUUAUUCAGGCCACAUCCACAGCAAAAAACAUACCUAUCACACAACAAAGAGGAGAUAACAACAUUAAGGAUGAUACACAAUUUGAGGGGAAAACCGAAGUCCCAACUGACUGGUGGGAUGAAGGUAACUUUGUGGAUGGUCAUGUGGUAACACAAACAGAAGAGAGGAAUGAAGUGCCUGAAUCUUGGGAGCAUCCUACUCUUGAUGGCCAGGCUGUAACUCAAAGUCAAAUACCAACUGCAGAAUUUACAAAGAAAGGUGGUGGUAAUGGUGCAGUUAAAGUAGACCCUACAACCACGAUGCCAGUGGACCAAUGUCUUGAUUUCACUCUUACACCCGGGAGAGCUCUUGUAAGACCUACUGCUAAAAGGACUCUAGAAGUCACAGAUGAUAACUAUGCUGAAGUCAAAUUUUCCAGAAGCAAAUACAUUCCUAACAACUUUUUUGACGAAAGUAGAAAACGAUAUUUGCAUAAAUUCUCCAUUGUGUUGCCAAAGGAUGAAUCAACGAGCAAAGACAUCUUCAUCCUGCGUCACAAGCGAGAAGCUGUUAAGCCAUUUCGUUCAGAUUCAAACAGAAGGGACAUAUUGAGCAGAAAUGGGGAUCUAAUACAAUUGCUUAAAACCACAGAAUCCUUGGAGAUUUCAAACAUUAAAGUGGAUCAAGACUAUAAAGAGGCUGGUAACCCACGAGAGGAAGAUGAUGCUGGGGAUUAUCGGGAACAAAAUUUUAAUGAUAAUAACGAGUAUCAAGUGGAUGAGUAUAUAGACUCCUGUGAAAACUACCACUGCCCACGUGGAAAGGUGUGCAAUGUCAAUACAGAGAUUAAGCUAAGGUGUGUUUGCCAGGAUCCCACCACAUGUCCUUCAAGCAUCGGCAAAUCUGACAUGGUAUGUGGCACAGACAACAAAACAUAUGAAAAUUCCUGUCAUCUCUUCGCAGCAAAGUGUACUUUUAAAGACGUUUCUCCGGGACAGAGCCUUCAUCUGGAUUAUACUGGAGCCUGCAAAUACAUUGCACCAUGUCUAGAUAAUGAGUUGUCUCAGUUCUCUCUUCUUAUUCGGAAUUGGCUGAAAGAUGUUCUGGUGCAUCAGUAUGAAUACGAUCUAAAGAAACCAGGAUUAUUGACAAAGAAACAGAGAAUAAUUGUUAAGAAAAUCUACAACCUUCAGGCACAAAUAAAAGCUAGUGUCUAUGGUCCUGGUCGGCAAAGCAACAACUUUGAGAUGAACUACCUCAUGAACAUAUAUCCAGUUCACUGGCAGUUUGGUCAGCUUGAUCGAAAGCCAGCUGAUGGGUACCUGAGUCACUCUGAGCUUGCUCCUCUCCGGGCUUCAAUAAUUCCCAUGGAUCACUGCAAAUCUCGUUUCUUUAAACAGUGUGACUCCAGCCGAGACAAGAGAGUCUCCCUCAAAGAGUGGUGUUCCUGUUUUGGCAUAAAAAACAAUGGGAUUGAUCUUUUUUAAUACUACACCCAGUGCAGGAUUGUACACCCCAGUGACGAUGUACUUUGGUCUGAAGACAUUGACAGCUUUGCUUAUAAAAUACACCAAGUUAUGUAAACUUGCGGAUUGCAAACUGUUUUCCUCCAAUAUUUAUACAAACCACUAGCACAAUGUAUAUGUAAUAGUAGCACCUGAGAUCACUUUAUAUUGGGACAAUUUCUAUACAGCCCUGAUUCUACACCCACAAGACAAAUAUACAAUAGAGGUGCACUGGCAGACCAAGCUGUAGAAACAUAUGUUGACAGUAAUAAUGUGUGCAUUCCUUCUAGGAAUAUCAACUAUGAUCUAGAUUCAGAGGGCAAUGCCUUUAGAAAUUCACUAGCUUUUUUAUGUGUGGAUACUUAUCGGCUCUAAUAUUUAAUUGUUUAUUUUGGCAACAGUAUUGGCUAGUGUCUAUAUACCUUAGUCUGCCAUGUACAACUAUUAGUUUAUACAUUAUUUUUCUGAGGGUACCCAUCAUUAACACUGUUAAUAUCUUUAAAACAUACCUGGGGUAGGUUUCAUUUUAGGCUCUUUAUUGUCUGUUUACUGAAAAUAACAGGUUAUCAUUUUAAGUGUUAUAUAUUGGGAUGACACACACUACAAACGCCCUCGUAAAGCUGUACCUAGAUUUCAAUUAAACACUUGUGAUUUGCUUCCUAGACUUGAGUGGUAUCAAAGCAUUUUUGAUGACUAUAAGGAGAAUUACAUUAAUCACGGGUAUAUUUCAACAUUUAUAACAAUACCUUAAUUAGACAGCUUCAGCACAGAACAGACAGCAAGAACAUACUUGUGGUUUGAAAACAAAAGCAAUGUGCUUGUGUCUAGACGAAGGUUUGUUAACAAAUGUAAUCAGGAAGAAGCACCUUCCUCCAGUCCAGUGGAUCAUCUGGGGAGGAUUGUUUGUCAAAUGUCUAUUUUAAAGGAUGACUGAAAGUUUGUUACAUGUAUAGCAACAUUCUUGCAGUGUAAACAAUUCAAAUUUAAGUCAAUGGCAGGUUUAUGCCUGUCAAGACUGCAACUUGUCAUACUGUUGCUAGGUACUAUUUAAACUGUAAAAAAGGGGGCAUAUUUUACAAAUAUGAUGAUUUUGAGUACAUUUACAGAACUGUUUUGUCAUUUUGUAAACUGUAACUGCUUUGAGCUAUAACUACAGUACAAGCUGCACAAUAGAGCUACAAAACAAGCCACCUAUAGCUUGAAUAAGCAAACCCCUAUAUAAAACCUCUGCGUCACAACUCAAGUCAUCGCUAUGCAUCCCAGGGAAUGUAGUUCAGAAGCUGAUGUCAAGUCACAGACAACUCCCAUUCAUCAGCAAACACCUCAAAAGCACGGAGCAACCGAAUCAUUGACAUUAAGAAGUCAUAUCCCCACAUAUCGCAAUAGUAACGGCUUCAUCCCGCACUCUGAAUUUCAGUGAAAUAAAUAAUACAAAAAAUAAUACAGUACAAAUUCAAUAAAUCAUGAACAACAUUCACCUGCCAUACUUUCUCGGUGCAUUCUGACAACAUGGCUUGAAUGGGAGCAAGUGCUUGCUGUAUUUUGAUUCGAAGGGUAGCGAUCUUGUCUCGUCUAAUAAUCCUUGACGAUCCUUCUUAUCACUGAGCUGUAGCCAGGCCCUGCAGGGCUCUCUCCUGUAUCGGCGUUUGACCCGGCAACAAGGGUAGUUGGAUCAGCAGCCAUUAACUUUUUGCGUGAUGGUUUCGAAGGCAUUGCAAAGUAAA